Molecule: messenger RNA, 3628 nt
Organism: Sycon ciliatum
Lineage: Eukaryota; Metazoa; Porifera; Calcarea; Leucosolenida; Sycettidae
Product: diacylglycerol lipase-beta-like
Exons: 13
Coding region: 212-2548 (778 amino acids)
Biological process (GO): diacylglycerol catabolic process; arachidonate metabolic process
Molecular function (GO): lipase activity
Source: RefSeq, a predicted model, not a curated record
UUUUUCAAACCCUGUUCAGGCUGUUGUUCCUCGAUGAUAUCCAUGCAAUCCGGCCAUCGCCGGCCAGUCUUGCCUUUACUUUAGUACCUUCCGUGUAAUAAAUUCCGUCACGGCAUCAUGGUUCCCCUUUCAUAACCUCUUGCAAGGCAUCAGAAACAGAAGAGAUGUGACCUCGCCGUAGCAGGGUCAGUGUGGCGCCUGGAGCACGACCAUGCCUGCCAUCAAGGCGUGUGGACGCCGAUUGCAUGUGUCGACAGAUGAUUUCUUCUUUCCAGGAGUGUUCUCAGUGUUCUUGAGACUUGUCUGGCUGAUACUGACGGCAGUGGUUAUUAACUUCUAUCAGAAAGAGAAGGAUGAUUGUGCGAACUCGGGACACAUCCUCGACGUUUACCUGUAUGGUGCGUUGGUGCUUACCAGCGUGGUGGGACUGCUGGAUAUGGCGAUAGCGUACCACAGUAGUCGCGGCUCCAUCUCCAACACGGCGGCGAGGCGCGCCGUCCCCGGCCUGCUGGUGGCGCGCAUUGUCAUGGCGUUUCCCGAGCUCGCCUGGCUGGUGCUGGGCACGAUCUGGGCGUGGCGGCCGGACCUGCACGGGGCGCCGUGUCCCGAGCGAGACCUGACCAUGGUGCGAGUGGCCGUCACCUCCGCCUGGGUACUGUUCUCCGUCCUCGCCUUCCUGGGCCUGGGCGUGAUCGACUGGCUGGGAUCGUCCAAAGUGCCGUCCGCGGAUGUCAGCGAUGCUGGUCAUAGCUUCGACGAAGACUGUCAGUUAACAGGUUCAGCUAGGCAUAGGCAUGAGGAGAUGUGGGAAAGACGCUGCGACCUGUGCUGUUGCAUGUGCUUUCGCGGCAGUAAGAAAUCUGAUCCGGAGUACCGCACGACCUUGCUGGAAGUAUCCCAGAUCUUUGCAUCAUUCUUCAGCUCCCAAGUGGACAUUGUUCCCACGGACAUAGCGGCGGGCAUGCUGCUCGUUGCUGAGGUGCAGCAGCUGAGGCUACGCAGAGACUGGCAAAGUAAUGAGACCUGCCUGGCUAGUGCUGUCUCAGUACCCCCUUCUGCUGCUGCGACGGGUGCAGCGGGUGUUGAUGAUAAUGGAGACACGCGCGUAGUGCCAAUUGGACAGGAGCAGCAAUGUGUCACUGAGUAUGGACCGUGCCUUGCCUGGGGUCACAUAGGCAAUGAUGGUGCAAAGACGUUUUCAGCCAGCACCAUGGGUAUCGUGUCACUGAGCGAACAGGCCAACAGAGAGGCCUAUGAACCGGUGGUCCACUUCAUGAAGUUUGCCAUGGGUCCUUACGGCUGGCCAUUGUUUAUAUAUGAGAGACUUCUGACGGGCUGCUGCAGACUAUUGCCAUACUGCCAAUGCUGCGUGGAGUGUCAGUCACGCGAGGCCAUUGUGGACAAGGAUUGUCCUGGCUCUCACUGUAACACUGCUGCUAUACUUAGCUGGACAGGCAUUCAGUAUGAUGACAUCAUCUAUGCUACAUUUGAUGCUGAGCUGAUGCAGCUGCCCUUCUUCGUUGCUGUUGAUCAUUCUCACGAUGCUGUUGUGGUCAGUAUUCGUGGCACAAUGUCUCUCAAGGAUGCCCUGGCUGACAUGCGUGCCGCACCCCGGGCAAUGGGUGUGGAUGGUCACCCUGAGUUUAUGGCGCACGAUGGAAUGCUGGAAAGCGCCAUGCGGAUCCGCAGGCGGAUGCAGCAGAUGCGCUUGCUCGAAACUGCCUUUCAGCGGGCGUCGCGUCGCGGGAUGAACUACGAUCUGGUCUUCGUCGGUCACUCCCUGGGUGCCGGCGUGGCAUCCGUCCUUUCCGUGCUGUACCGGGCCGAAUACCCAUCUCUUCGCUGUUAUGCAUACUCACCUCCCGGCGCCCUUCUCAACAAGGAGUGUUCGCUCUUCUCGAGCGAGUUCACCGUGUCGGUGAUUCUUGGUGACGAUGUGGUGCCUCGACUGAGUAUCCCCGCACUGGAAGACUUGCGAGUAGAUAUUAUCGAUGCCCUUACGAAGACGACGCACUCCAAGCCUCACAUACUCUGUGUGGUAUGCUGCUCAACGUUCCUACCUUGCUUCUGCUGUUGUCAACACUUGGAUGUGGACAUCGAAGCAGCAUCGUCAUCCUACCCUAGCGCAUGUCUCGAAUCGAGCAGUUACAGGGACCAAGAUGAAAGCCCUGAGCCUGUGUUAGGUCAGCCUGGCGCGAGUCUUGUCGCAGCAACCAUACCACCAAUGCCGAGUAGUGAUGCAGAUGGUGGUCGUGCUGUUGCAAGCACGGGUCCCCGCCGUGGACGUGAAAUCUUCUACACGCGCUAUACCAUGUACCCACCAGGUCGUCUGCUGCAUGUUGUGGAGGAUAGCGAUGCUAAGAACAGCUGUUGUUCUGGUGAGCCGUCCAGAUCAUUACGCUGGAUUCCCUUCAACAGCCUCCAGAAUGUCCGCGUUAGCUCCAAGAUGAUCAAAGAUCACCUGCCCAACCAUGUCAACGCUGCACUGGAGCAGGUGUACGACGGUAGCUUUUAUCAGCGCCGGCACCUGCGCCAGGAGGCCGUCUGAAGUUUGCCUCGCUGCCAAUGUGCUGCAGCCGCGUGUUGUGUUUGUGGCGCUUGCGAUGAGUUCUCUCAUUUGCUCUUCCACCCCCCCCCCCCCCCCCCAGCUAGCAUCCUUGUUAGAGGCUCUGGGAUUUUACUUGUCACUGUGGCUGCUUUCUACACUACACCCUUAUUCACACACUAUCUCUAGGUAUGGUUGUUUUCCACACCACCCUCCUUAUUCACGUUCUUCUUGUGGCUACGAACAGAAGAAUUCUAUUUACACUAUUUCGUCAAAACCAAAUUAAUUGUUUUGGGCAAGGCGCCAGAACUCAAAUUCACAGAUUCUGAACACUAUUUUACCGUUCUUGAUAGGCCUACUUGGGAUCUCAGGUUGUUGGUCACACAGCCUGUCUGGUUUAUCCUGAAAGUCAAUUUUAUAUUUGUAGGCCCCAUUGCUGCUGCUGCUGUUCAAGUGUCUUGCAAGCCUUCCUUUCCCUGGGCUUACUUUGCCGGUUUUUAUUUCUUUUACUGUUGCUGGUGGUGGCGGUGUUGCAGGAGAAUGACUACUCGCUGUACCAUUGUCCUAUCCUGUCCUUGAGCUAUCUUGGAUUUCUAGGUGCAUGAACAUGUGAUAAUUUUUCUUUUCUUUUUUUUCUAUUCAACUCUGUGCACCUCAGGCACCCCGUUGUAUUUCACUUGACUUGGUGCACUGCUGCACUGCUGCACUGCUGCAUGUGUCUAGUGUUUCUGUCAUGUUUAUUCUCUUUUUAUUGAAGUCCUCACCGACUCCAUUGCAGCCAUUAUGCACUUACACAUACUUAGUGUUUUGGAAACCAUAGGAAACCUUAGGAACCAUAGGAAACCUUAGGAACCAUAGGAAACCAUAUGUUCAAAGUAUCCUCUGUGUAGUCUUCCCUGGCCUGGCAAGGUCCAUGAAACGUCGAUGCUGCGUUGUCGUCUUCUUCUUCUUCUUCUUUUCAAGGCUUGUUUUUGCUUCAGAUGCUGGCCCGUUUGUUGCACAUUCUUACGUAAAAGUUUCAAUCUUUUUGCAGACACGAGAACAUAUUCACAUUUUCACAAGUUUGCAAAAUUGUCAUUGUUA